AUGCCAUUCGAUGAGGAGGAGGAGGAGGAGCCCAAAAGCUAUUUAGAACUGCUAGGCACGAACGACCAUCCCUUGGAGGAGCCAGCAGCAUCCCCAGAUCCCAUUGCACUUUAUUCUGGCUUCUCUGAGUUGGACAAGCUAAGAGAGGAGAAUCGUCUCCUAAAGGCCGAGGUCGAAAGCCUCAGAAGCCAGUUGACCUCCUCUAGGAGACAACCAGUGCCAUCUGCUGAAGUUAUCAACUUUUUCCGUGACUUUGUCUCAUUUAAUGAUGUCACAAACAUCCAAUACUCUGCUGUCGGUGGUGCUCCUUGUCAAGAGUACACGAUCAGGGCAAACCUAAACCCAGGACCCACAACAAGCCAGAAUCAGCGCAGCAGGGAUGACGUUAAACUGCUGGAUUCAAGCGACGUUUAUGUCAACCGGAAUGCUUUGCGAAGCUGUGUACAAGCAGGGCACUCAGCAAAAAGCCCCAUUGGGCUUUUAAAGAAACUCAUUCCGAUAGUUUUUUCUGCCGAGGAGCUUGCAAGGUCGUGCGGCCAAGGACUCGCUCGCGGAGGGGCAUCUCAGAAGGAGGAUGAGAAAGCCCCUCUUGACCAGCACAAGGUCAAUGCUUGCAAAGAUUACCUUGUCGCCUUCUGCCUCCAGAAUAAAAUGGCCCAGCCAGGAGCGCAAGGGAUAAAUAAAGCGUUCACGCAACAAAUUACAUAUGCGAGGACAAAAUUAAAAAUACAGAGUGCUGCCGUGAACACUGAGUAGAUAUAAUGAUCACCGUCUUUUAUGUAUUUCUUUUUAUACACGAGACGGUCGAGGUUUAUACACGAUUAAAAGUAGUACUAACCAUA
Molecule: messenger RNA, 842 nt
Organism: Nematostella vectensis (starlet sea anemone)
Lineage: Eukaryota; Metazoa; Cnidaria; Anthozoa; Actiniaria; Edwardsiidae
Exons: 4
Coding region: 1-756 (251 amino acids)
Molecular function (GO): DNA binding
Source: RefSeq, a predicted model, not a curated record